UUUCGUUCGAUCACUUUAAUUUUUCCAUUUGCAACGAUCGCAUCGCCAAGUAGCUCCGCUCCCCAAGAAACCACAGAGUAGAAAAUCCCGCGCCAAACGAAAACGAAACACAAAUUUAUAAAUCAAAAAUAAAACAAAAAUAAAAAUCGCGCGCGCGCUUCAAAAGUCUGUGCUAAAUAAUGAGAUAAAUGUGCAGCCGCAGCGAGAAAUAUUAAUUCGGCAACUUCUCUGCUCUUCGUAAAGUGAUAAAGAGUGUGAAAAUAAAGCCAAACUAAGAAAAAAUUCAAUAAAUUUGGAAAAAGUGCUGUUUUUAAAUCCAACCAAAGUGGCAAUAAAGUGCAAAUUAAUACCAAUGAGAAAUGUGACUAAUCAAGCUAAACCAUUUGACAAAUUCAAAUAAAUAAGAAAAAGUGUCGAGCCUUAACGAAAAAACAUAAACUAAAGCACAAAACGAUUAACGGUAACGGUAACGGUAAGCCACGUACAACAAACCGCCUAUAUCAAAGAAGUGCACUGAACCGAAAAUCGAGAAUAAAGAACCGAUCCCCAAAAUGAGCAUCAUCGACAGCGGCAAGUACCGGCUGCGCAAGGAUUGGGCCAGCGCCUCCAUACCGUCAUUGGUCAAUAUCGACGAGCACGACGGCGACUGCGGGGACACCGAAUCCAGUAUGAAUGUUACCGCGCCCCUGCCGCCACAGAAGCCCCCGCGACGCAGCUCCCUGGCUCUGGGACUCUUCUCCAGCAAAUCCUCGGACAAGAGCCAGAAACGCCGCAGCUCCAUAGCCGUGUCCUUCCUGCGGCGCGAUAGUAAUAAGAACUCCACCAAAGACUCAUAUGAAUCCGCUGUCCGUAGCGAAAAGUCCGAUGGCUCUGGAACUCCCACCAGCCCGGAAAUAGUAUACAGCUCUGAGGAGAAUAUCCGGGCCAGCUCCCCGAAUGAGCCCGGCAAACAGACAUACUUUGAAGACGGCAGUCAGUCGCCCAGACCUGUGCUCCAAGGACUUAACUCCUAUGAGGGUCCAACCAACGACCGACAGCGUCGCAGACGCAGCUCGCUGCAGACCAAGCUGGACAGGCACCGACGCAAGAAGAUGGAGUACGUCAACCAGAGGAGCCUCGACUCCGGAAUGCUGUGCAGCGAAUCGCAGAGCGACUUGACCAAUGACAGUAUGGUGGAGCGGUCCAAUAGCUAUGCGAAUGGAAACGACGAUGACGACGACAUCACCGAUCCCAGCCACGGGGAGUACUUUCCGCGCGAGAAGCGCCACUCCUGGUGGAACAUAUUCGUGCCCGAUAAUUUCAAGAACAGGUCACGUAGGGCUAGUCAAGAUGUUUCCAGUUUGUCACGCAGCGUUGACAAUUUGGCGAUACCAGUGCGCAGGAGCAAAUCGCGCAGCGUGGAUCACGGCCUGGCGGCUCCAUUUGACUUGGACUCGCUCCGCUCGAAAGUCGAGCAGCGCUUCGAGAGUGUUGACAAGCUGUCAAGGCAAAAGUCUUCAUUGCCCACCAUACCCACCAUUUCCUACACCGUGGGCAAUCGCGACACCCUGACCUCAGUGGCAGCUAGAUUCGACACCACGCCCUCGGAGCUGACACACCUGAACCGGCUGAACAGCUCCUUCAUCUAUCCGGGCCAGCAGCUGCUGGUGCCCGACAAGAGUGCCAAAGAUGAUGCAUCCAGCAGCUGCACCAACGACCAGGAUGGAGGCAGCCUCUCCGGCAAGUCGAGUCCGGUUGAGCGCAAAUUGUCCGGCGACGAGAGCCGGGAGAAAGACAUCCUUGAGGGCCUGCGCCCUGGAUCCCCCAAACCGGGCCACAUCGAGCGCGUGGGCAGCAGCAGCCAGCAGCAAGCCGAGGAGGAGGCCAACAAGAGCGAUGACCCGGUGAUCACGCAGCGCUUCCUUAAGAUUAAUGUACGCCAUAUCACCGAUGGCCAGGGAGUGGUGGGAGGUGUGCUCCUGGUGACGCCCAAUGCCGUCAUGUUCGAUCCCAAUGUCAGUGAUCCGCUGGUCAUCGAACAUGGCCCAGAAAGCUAUGGUGUUAUCGCACCCAUGGAGCUGGUGGUCAAUGCAGCCAUCUUUCACGACAUUGCACACAUGAGAGUGGCCGGUGGAGCGGGUCAGGGCUUGGCCUCCGGCAGCGGCGGGUCCGGCGAUGCUGACAAGCCGGAAAUCUACUACCCCAAACCAGUAUUAGUCGAGGAGGACUCCAAGGAGUUGUCGGAGCAGGACGGCGAGGCCAACAAAGAGCGCUUGGAGGCUGAAAUUGGAUCCCUGGAGAUAGCCGACGACCAGGAGUCGCUCUGCUCCAGCACUGGACGCGAUGGCGAUGCCUUCCCCAAGGCCUUCGACCGCGAACGUGUGGACGACUCAUCUACGGAAGCCAAAGAUAGCGCUAAGACUGACGCUCAAGAGGAUGAGGAUAAGAAGGUCGGCCUGGGCAUCACAGACACCCGCACCACAUUGGAGGAGCGACGCAAGAGUCUGCUGGACCACCACUGGGCUAUUCCGAGCAAAGACCGAUCAUCGGAAGACGAGGGCGACAACGAGUCCAACAUCACCGUGGACAGCGGAUCGCGUGUCCAGGAUCCCCACUCGGCCGCCAGCUCCGUCAGCGGAGUGCCGCUUAGCCAGCCGACUGCAGCCGGAGCCUCGGGAGCCGUCGCCCCGGCAGCUGCCGCCUCGGCCGUUGGCCCCCUACCCCCCUCAGCCGUCGAUUUGGAGCAUUUGGAACAGCUCUCGAAGCAGUCGUGCUACGACUCCGGCAUCGACAUCCGCGAACCCAUUCCCAACGUGCAGCCUAUACCAAAGAAAACUGUUUACAGUGACGCAGACAUAGUCCUCAGCUCCGAAUGGGUACCACCGAAGACCAUUGUGCCGACGCACUUCAGCGAGUCCCCGCCGCGCAGCACCAUCCUGGGCCAGAGCCUGGACGCCGGCACCGCCGGAGGGGCACGCAAAAAGACAUCCAGUGUCAGCUUCAGCGUAGAUGACGAGGCUGCCCAGCAGGCUCAGGCCCAAGCGGCUGCAGCGGCGGUCACCGACAAGCAGGCGGACAAGAAAAACAAGAUGCUGAAACGUCUCUCGUAUCCCCUGACCUGGGUGGAGGGUCUGACCGGCGAGGGCGGAGCUGUGCCGCCCGCGGGGCUGGGCAGUGGCAGCCUAAACAAGUCGGCGGACACGGACUCAGCGCCCAACACUGGUGACUCCAACCAGAGUGUCUUUUCGAAAGUAUUCUCGAGCUCGCCCAUCACUCUGGUUUCAGAGCUGGGCGGGAAUCUAUUUUCGAAAACACCGUCCGAGGACUCUGGUGGCUCACCUGUGCCGCCAUUGACUCCGCACUCCACUCAUUCCGAGGGUCACAUGACCUAUGGGCGUUCCUCAAUCGGUACCUUUAUACGGCCGCACUCGUCGGAGGGCACAUCGUCCAGCACCAAACUGAAGGAGGCCAAGCAGGCGCCGAAGCUGGACUACCGCUCCAUGGUCUCCAUGGACGACAAGCCGGAACUCUUUAUCAGCGUGGACAAACUCAUUCCACGCCCGGCACGCGCCUGCCUUGACCCUCCAUUGUAUCUGCGCCUGCGCAUGGGCAAGCCCAUUGGCAAGGCUAUUCCGCUGCCAACCUCUGUCAUGUCCUACGGCAAGAACAAGUUGCGCGCUGAAUACUGGUUCAGUGUGCCCAAGAAUCGCGUUGAUGAGCUCUAUCGCUUCAUAAACACCUGGGUGAAACACCUGUACGGUGAACUGGACGAAGAGCAGAUCAAGUCGCGUGGCUUUGAGUUGAUCCAGGAGGACACCGAGUGGACCAAGAGCGGCACCACCAAGGCCAUACUCGGCGGCGGCAGCCAGGAUGGCGAGGAGAUUAGCGACCUGACCCGCGAGUCCUGGGAGCUUAUAAAGGCGCCGUUCGCCAAGACCUACAAGAUCAUUAAAACGGCUUCGCAUGCCGCAUCGCAUGAGGUGGAGUUGUUGGGUGGCGAGGUGCUGUCCAUGAGCACAGAUGAAUAUCGCAAGACUUCACUCUUUGCCACCGGCUCCUUCGAGCUUGACUUCCCCAUACCAGAUCUGAUUGGCAAGACAGAAAUUCUCACAGAAGAGCAUCGCGAGAAGCUCUGCUCACAUCUGCCAGCUAGGGCCGAGGGCUACUCCUGGUCGCUGAUCUUCAGUACCUCACAACAUGGUUUCGCACUGAACUCUCUGUACCGCAAAAUGGCGCGUCUGGAGAGUCCAGUUCUAAUUGUCAUCGAGGACACAGAGCACAAUGUAUUUGGUGCUCUGACCUCUUGCUCGCUGCACGUUUCCGACCACUUUUACGGAACCGGCGAGUCCCUGCUCUACAAAUUCAACCCCAGCUUCAAAGUGUUCCAUUGGACUGGCGAGAACAUGUACUUCAUCAAGGGCAACAUGGAGUCCCUUUCGAUUGGCGCUGGAGAUGGUCGCUUUGGCCUGUGGCUGGAUGGUGAUCUGAACCAGGGACGAUCGCAACAUUGCAGCACAUACGGCAAUGAGCCACUGGCGCCACAAGAAGACUUUGUUAUCAAAACACUCGAAUGCUGGGCAUUUGUUUAAGUGAAUUUCUGUUGUCAACAACAAGCAUAUUUAAUGGGGGGAGCGCAGGCCUCCCGCCCAACUACCUAUUUAAUUAAUUAUAUGUACUUGUACUAAAAACCAACAACCUGAGAAGAUGUCAAAAGCUGAUGUGUGUCUAAAGCGCCAUCCCCAUCCCCACACCCACACGCCGAUACACUGCAUGGCGGACGCCCCGCGGAAGGAGGAAUGGCCUACACUGAUCUGAGGAGGAAUGCUUAAGCGUUGGAACGUAUUCAUUAUUUAGUUUUUAUAUUAUAUAUUAUUAAAAAUGAGUAACUAAAUUAUGUGUUAGGUUAAAGCCACAGCAGCGAAAAAAAAUGUAUGAGAAAACGACACGGAAAUUAAAGCGAAAACAAUUGGAGAUAGCAUUAGGUGCACACGCCCACCCAUUCAGAGGUCAUCACACAUCAACAUGCAUUGUAGAACACACCCACUCACACACACAAACAAACACACACACAUACAUACACAUAUUAGUUAAGUUCUUAUCGAGAAAAGAAAAAAUAUAACCAUCAAAUUGUGAGAAAUAACAUAUAGAAGAAAAGAAUGCGAGUUUGAAAUUUUUGAUAAUUUUGAUGUGCCUAGUUCCCUCGAUUGACUAAAGUUUGAAUUUAAUUUGAUUUUUUUUUUAGUUUCUCUGUCAAGAGGGGCACUGUGCAAAUAGGCCAAGGAAACGAUCUGAAAAGUUGAGAUGAAAAUAUAAAAAGAAUGUCGAUAUAAUUUUUAGUGCAAAAGUGUAAACAUUUCAAUGCUGAUUGCAAGUGAAACUGAAAGCGAUAACUCUUACGAUUUGACUUUUAUAUAAAUAUAGAGAAUGAGAAGCAGAUAGCGAGCGAUAGCGAUUUAUUUUUUAGUUGUACACGAAAUACAUAAUUAUGAUUACUUUAAUGCUAAUGAUGUUGAUUUUUAUGCAAUUAUACUAAAACGAAAAACAGAAGCAACACCAGAUUGAAAUACACAAUAAUAUUAUACAACAAAA
Molecule: messenger RNA, 5568 nt
Organism: Drosophila bipectinata
Lineage: Eukaryota; Metazoa; Arthropoda; Insecta; Diptera; Drosophilidae
Gene: mtd
Product: TLD domain-containing protein mustard
Biological process (GO): response to oxidative stress
Cellular component (GO): nucleus
Source: RefSeq, a predicted model, not a curated record